Molecule: messenger RNA, 2729 nt
Organism: Antechinus flavipes (yellow-footed antechinus)
Lineage: Eukaryota; Metazoa; Chordata; Mammalia; Dasyuromorphia; Dasyuridae
Gene: IGSF23
Product: immunoglobulin superfamily member 23
Exons: 7
Coding region: 138-1319 (393 amino acids)
Source: RefSeq, a predicted model, not a curated record
GACAAGAACAGACACAGGUUUGUUUUGGGGUCAGAUUGGACAAGAGCAACAUCGGCUGCUGGUCAAGAAAACAAUUCCACUCAGGAAGGGAAGGCAAGAACUAGUAAUCAAGGUGCAAGUCCCUUGAAGGCACAGUCAUGUUGCUGUCCAGUGAUCCUCCCCAUAACUGGGGCAGCCCUUGGAAGAGGUUCCUGCUCACAGCUACCCUGCUCAGCUUGUGGGCCCACCCGGGAUCUGCUCGGCUCUCCAUCGUCACCGUCCCAGACCGGCCUGUAGAAGGAGACAACGUGAGGCUGACUGCCCUGAACCUCCCAGCCCAUGUGCACAAUGCCACAUGGUACACGGGGCUCCAGGCCCGCUAUCCUGACAUGAUCACCCACUGUGUUUCCACCAGCCAGGUGGACCCUUGUGUCCAGCACGUUGGUCCUGCCCACACCAACAGGGAAAUUUUGACAAGCUGGAACACACUGGAAAUUGGCAACAUCGCUCCUUCUGACUCUGGCUUUUAUUCCCUGGUGCUAAACACUGACUCGGGCCUGCAGAAGGCAUCCACCUACGUCCACGUGCAGCGCACACACACUGAGUUUCUUUUAAAACCAAACAUCUCAGUCAACAUGAAUGUGGCUUUGGAGUCAAAGGAUUCGGUGGUCUUCACCUGUCACACUGUCGAAGACAGCUUAAGGGUCCUCUGGUAUAACGGGGGCAUGCUGCUGCAGGGGGGAGAGCGGCUGGAGCUGUCCAACAAUAACAGGACGCUGACCAUUCGGUCAGUGAGGCGAUAUGACCAAGGGCUGUACUUCUGUAGGGUGUGGAACGAGUCUGACUACAAGACCAGCGAUACCGUCGUUCUGACCGUGAUCUAUGGACCAGGAGCGGUAGUGACGCUAUCAUAUCCACAAUCAUCUCAGGGGAUUCUUGAGAGUGACCUCAACUACUCGGUGGUUCUGGACUGUGUGACUUCGGCAAACCCCGAACCCCAGUUCACCUGGUCCCUUAAUGGCAAGGUGUGUGGUACCGGGGAAAAGCACAUUAUCCGGAGGCUGACCCCAAAGGACCUGGGCAACUACACGUGCACGGCUCAGAACAACGUGGGCCAGCUGACCUCCCCCCCCAUCCAAGUGCAACUGCCCAAGACCCCUCCAGAGGACACUGAGCCCAUUGAGCCCGAUCCCGUUAAUUCCCUCUCUGGAGUUCCUGCCAUCUGUCUGACUGUCGCAGGAGGGGCAGGACUGAUCACCUUCUUUGGGUGCAUGUUGUAUGCUGGGAUCAACAAGAAAGCACUGCAAAAUGGAAGAAAGAGUCAGUGUGGAUGUUUCUGAGACUGGGACACCAGCUCUUCAGCCCAAAAGGUUCUGCAGGAGACAAGAAGACCUGGUACUCCCAUGAGGAUGUGGAACAUUUUCUUGUGAUACACACAAUCAAAGGUUUUAGUGUAGUCAAUGAAGUAGAUGUUUUUCUAGAACUCUCUUGUUUUCUCCGUAAUCUGAAUGUUGGCAAUUUGGUCACCAGUUUCUCUGACUCUUUGAAAACUAGUUUGCUCAAAAAUUAGGAAAACACUUUUAUAUCCAGAGGAUCUGAUAAAGGCCUCAUCUCUAAAAUAUAUGGAGAAUUGACUCAAAUUUAUAAUAGUCCAAGCCAUUCUCCAAUUGAUAAAUGGUCAAUGGAUAUGAACAGACAAUUCUCAGAUGAAGAAAUUAAAACUAUGGGUAGUCACAUGAAAAGGUGCUCCAAAUCACUACUUAUCAGAGAAAUGCAAAUUAAGGCAACUCUGAGAUAACACUAUACACCUCUUGGAUUACCUUAGCUGACAGGAAAAGAUGACGACAAUUGUUGGAGGGGAUGUGGAAAACUGAGAUACUGAUACGUUGUUGGUGAAACUGAACGAAUCAACCAUUCUGGAGAAAUGUUUGGAACUAUGCUCAAAAAGUUAUCAAACUGUGCAUAUCCUUUGAUCCAGCAGUGUUUCUACUGGGAUUAUAUCUCAAAAGGAUCUUAAAGGAACCCACAUGUGCAAAAAUGUUUGUGGCAGCCCUCUUUUUAGUGGCAGGAAACUGGAAACUGAGUGGAUGCCCAUCAGUUGGAGGAUGGUUAGGUAAAUUGUGGUAUAUGAAUGCUAUGGAAUACUAUUGUUUUAUAAGAAACAGCCAGGAGGAUGAUUUCAGAAAGGCUGGGAGAGACUGACAUGAACUGAUGCUAAGUGAAAUGAGCAGAACCGGGAGAUCAUUAUACACAACAACAAGAAGACUAUACGAUGAUCAAUUCUAAUGGAAGUGGCUCUCCAUCAACAAUGAGAGUAUUCAAACCAGUUCCACUUGUGUAGUGAUGAAGAGAGCCAUCUACAUCCAGGGAAGAACCCUAAGAACAGAGUGCGAAAUACAACAUAGCGUUCUCACUCCCUCUGUUGUUAUUUGCUUACAUUUUGUUUUCUUUUUCAGUUUUUCCUUUCCUUCCUUCUUGAUCUGAUUUUUCUUGUGCAGCAAGAUAACUGUAUAAAUAUAUAUAACUGUAUAAAUAUAUAAACAUAUAUUGGAUUUAACAUGUAUUUCAACAUAUGUAUCAUGUUGAAUGUUACAUUCAGCCAACUAAGUUGGUUCAACCAAUUAAGGAUAGUGAGGGGUGGGGAGGGAAGAUGGGGAAAAUUUGGAACAAAAGGUUUUGCAAGGGUGAGUGAGGAAACUACCCAUGCAUAUGCUUUGUAAAUAAAUAAAUAAAUUUUUAAAAGAAAAUAA